AUGUUGAAUCCUUUGGUUUCCAGAAAACAAACAUGUACCCAAGAAACGGGCAAGAAAACUAAUAUCUCCAUAGCAAUUGAAGAAGCCAAAUGCAUAGCCAAUAUUUCUCUUCCCAUGGUGUUCACAGGAUUGUUACUGUAUUCUCGGUCUAUGAUAUCCAUGCUCUUCCUCGGCCGUCUUGGCGAGCUCUCAUUAGCCGGAGGGGCGCUGGCCGUAGGAUUCGCCAACAUCACCGGUUAUUCCAUCCUCUCUGGUCUUGCCAUGGGAAUGGAACCAAUUUGUGGACAGGCUUUUGGAGCAGGAAAAUUCAAACUUAUUGGCCUUACCUUACAAAAAACAGUACUUUUACUUUUAUUAUCAUCAAUUCCCAUUGGGUUUUUAUGGUUCAACAUGAAGAAAAUUUUACUUUUUUGUGGUCAAGAUCAUGAUAUUUCAACACAAGCACAAUCCUAUAUUCUUUAUUCUAUUCCUGAUCUUCUUGCACAAUCGUUUCUUCACCCUUUAAGAAUAUAUCUUAGGACUCAAUCCAUAACAUUUCCUUUGACAUACUGUGCAGCUUUAGCCAUUCUUCUCCACAUUCCUAUAAGUUACCUUCUUGUUACAUUCCUCAAUCUCGGGAUCAAAGGCGUCGCCCUAGCCGGAGUUUGGACGAAUUUCAUCCUAGUAGGAUCAUUGAUGGCCUACGUUUUAACAUCAGGGACCUACGAGAAAACUUGGGGUGGCAUAUCAUCAGAGAGCUUCAAGGGCUGGAAAUCUCUCGUAAGCCUAGCAAUUCCAAGUUGCAUUAGCGUAUGCUUAGAGUGGUGGUGGUACGAAAUCAUGAUCUUGUUAUGUGGAUUAUUAUUGAACCCUCGAGCAACGGUAGCAUCAAUGGGGAUUUUGAUUCAAACCACAGCUUUAAUCUACAUUUUCCCAUCUUCUUUAAGCUUCGGAAUAUCAACGAGAGUUGGAAAUGAACUAGGUGCCAACAGGCCUAAUACCGCGAAACUCUCAGCAAUUCUUGGACUGAUGACGAGUUUUGUACUCGGAGUUUCAGCACUGUUUUUCGCCAUUUUGGUGAGGAACACAUGGGCUAAAAUGUUCACACGAGAUGCGGAAAUCAUCGCUUUAACAUCGACGGUGUUGCCCAUAAUAGGCUUAUGUGAGCUUGGAAAUUGCCCACAAACAACUGGUUGUGGGGUUCUAAGGGGAACUGCUAGGCCACAAAUGGGGGCCAAUAUCAACUUGGGGUGCUUUUAUUUAGUUGGAAUGCCAAUUGCAGUGUGGUUAGGGUUCUAUUUGGGGUAUGAUUUCAAGGGACUUUGGCUUGGACUUUUGGCUGCACAGGGCUCGUGUGCAGUUAACAUGUUGUUUGUUUUGGCGCGAACCGAUUGGGAACAUCAGGCCCAGAGAGCAAAAGAGUUAACAGGAACAACCAUUGAGGACAUUAUUGAUCCUUUGAUGGAUGAUUCACUUGCUUAA
This is a messenger RNA of Fraxinus pennsylvanica, 1461 nucleotides long. Lineage: Eukaryota; Viridiplantae; Streptophyta; Magnoliopsida; Lamiales; Oleaceae. The record is from the annotation of a GenBank genome assembly.